AACGGAGAGUCGGAGAGACGGAGACUUCACUCAGUGUGUGAUCAAAGAUGUGCCAGGCUGGACUGCGUGACGCCAUCAGGUGACGCCAGAACACAAUGGCUGGAAAGAAGGCGAGAUUGACUCGCUUACUACUUGUGAAAGUGAUGUGGUGUGUGAACAUAUUACUGUGCUGUUUAAUAGUGCCUUCUGCGGGCCAAUUCCGCAACGACCAGGACCCGGAAUACUACCGCUACAACAACCAGCAAUACCCACCCUAUUACUCUACCCCGUCCCCAGUGAGGACUCUGUACGACACCGGAGGAGACACCUUCUACGGAACCGACAGGAGAUACGACACUCGCUACGACGACCCCACCAGACCCAGGGGCUUCGACAACCGCUACAAGGACCAGAGCUACCGCUACGGAGACCCAGCCUCCAACGACAGGCUGAGCGUCAUCGGGGGCGGGCGGUUCGACUCCCGAGGGCGCGAGAGGCAGGGGUACGAGUACAGACGCAAGUGGGAUGGGCGCAACAACUACGGCGAAUUCGGGGUCCUGGGCGGAUGGAGGCCUGACAUUCAGGGGGAGCAGCGCCCCUCGGAAAUACCAGGAAUACAGCUGCCGUUGGCCGACGUCUUCGUGACGACGGACAGCGGGAAGGUCCAGGGCUUCUACGUCUACCUGUACGACAAGCCAGGGCAAAGGUUCGAUGAACGCCCUGCUAACAAACCCAUCCACCAACAGAGGCACAUCCUCAACGUCACGACUUUCCUCGGCAUACCGUACGCCCGUCCGCCCAUCGAGGAGGGGCGCUUCAAGCCGCCCAGGAGAGUACAGAACUGGUACAGUACAUGGCAAGCACUGGACUACCAGAGUGCCUGCCCACAAAACCUCAAGUACAUAGGCCUAUCAAAUGGCAUUCGCAAUGGGAUCCACGAAGACUGCCUCUACCUCAACAUCUUCUCACCUUCUGUAUCCGUUAACGUCAAAGAUAUGUACCCUGUGAUGUUCUACAUCCACGGGGGAGAUCUUGAUCACGGUGCCAGCAACCAGUUCCCAGGUCACAUGCUAGCAGCAUGGGGAGAGGUGGUUGUUGUGACAAUUAACUACAGACUGGGAGCUUUGGGAUUUCUGAGCACAGGAGAUGACAAUUCUCCAGGUAACUAUGGCCUUAUGGACAUGGCAAUGGCACUCGAGUGGGUGUACACCAACAUACGGUUCUUUAAUGGAGACCGGAACAAGAUAACUGCAUUUGGACCGGGAGCAGGAGGUGCAAUGGCUGGCCUCCUGGCUGUCUUACCAAGAACAAAAGAGAUGGUCAGCCAAGUAAUAGCAUCGAGUGGCUCCCCUCUUGCAGACUGGGCUGCUAUUGAUGAUGUGUACAGAGUGCAGAACACAUCACGGGUAUAUGGUUUAGAGGUCGGGUGCACUGUAGAGUCAUCGUAUAAGCUUCUUCAGUGCCUGAAUCGCCGAAGUUAUGAGGAACUUGCAUCGGCACCUAUCAAACCAGAUGUUGGGACAUUUGCUUGGGGCCCUGCAGUGGAUAAAAAUUUUACAGUCCCAGGUAAUGACUGGUACGAGGACUGGUUACAGCAAGACUGGCACAUUUUACCCGACCUACCACUGAAACUUUACGAGCGUAAUCAUCAUCACCCAAAUCUACGGUACCUUACCGGGGUAAAUCGUGAUGAAGCAGCUAAGAUGGUUUAUGAUGAUAAUCGUCUCCUGCGAAACAAUUAUGAAGUAACCGAAACUUUCUUUAAUGAAAGAAUAAAGGAAUGGGUGAAACACUACAACUAUUCCCUUAAUCCUGAAGGUGCUUUUGAUGCUAUUAAGUGGAUGUAUACGUUCAAACCAGAUCCGCUUAAUACUACGCAUAUACGAGAACAAUACGUCAAUAUGCUGUCUGAUGCAUUAUACAAAUCUGGGGUGGACCAACUUGUAAAAGUAUUGGUGAAUUCUACCUCCAAGUCCAGUGUCCCUACAUACUACUACUUGCUCAAUACAACUGUGGAAGCUCUCAAGUUACCCUUCUGGAGAGAGAUUCCAAAUAAUAUUGAAUAUUACUUUAUAACUGGAGCUCCUUUCAUGGAUCCAGACUUCUACCCUGAGAAUAUGCGGGUAUCCCGUAACCAGUGGGGAGAAGGUGAUAGAAAUAUGUCACACUUCAUGAUGAAAACAUUUGCAAACUUUGCAAAAUGGGGAAAUCCUACCCAGGUCCAGAUACCAAUUAUGAAGGUUAACUGGGAGCCAGUUCUGGAAGGAAACCUAAAAUAUUUAAGUAUCAAUACAACAUUCAAUACCAGUAUGCAUUACAAUUACAGGCAAACAUACAACUCAUUUUGGUCAAUGUACAUGCCGCAGGUAGUGCGAGAGUGGGUACCUACAGUACCUCCGCCUAUCAAUCCUUGGAUUCAACUUAGUCAACCCAUUGUUGCUUCAUUCUACGGUGCCAUGGCAUUCUGUGUGGUGUUACUGGUCAUACUAUUUGUGUGCUGCGGCCUCUGGAAAUCUGCCAAAAGGCAAAGAAAUAAAGCCUUGGAUGAUCUUCAAUAUUAUUCAACAGACAAUUUGAAUCCUGCGCAAGAUGACGACUACAAGGUACGAGAGUACCUUGAUAAGUUGUCAAAUAAUAACCAUGAGGAGCCUCUACCAUCUAGAUCUAUCACUCCAAACACAUUAAUAUCCACAGAUCAGAGUACACAUCAUGAUCAGAAUGAAAUGACAGCUUUCAAAACACAUGAUCAAUAUAUGGCAAAGUCAGUGGACGCGCUGAAUUAUCCUUCUCGUCAAGGCCAGCCAAACGGUCGAAUGACUAAGUCUACGGAUAACAUAAUUGAAAAUUACAAUGUUUAUCCUCAUUCCCCAACACCAACAGAGAAGUCAGAAAAGCCGGCAAGACAACCAAUUGAAAAUUACAACGUCUAUCCUCAUUCCCCAACACCUACGGAGAAGUCAGAAAAGCCGGCAAGGCAGCCAAUUGAAAAUUACAACGUCUAUCAUCAUUCCCCAACACCUACAGAGAAGUCAGAAAAGCCGGCAAGGCAGCCAAUUGAAAAUUACAACGUCUAUCAUCAUUCCCCAACACCUACGGAGAAGUCAGAAAAGCCGGCAAGGCAGCCAAUUGAAAAUUACAACGUCUAUCCUCAUUCUCCAGCAACAACAGAAAAGAUAGAGAAGCCAACACAGCGACCAAUCACCCCCAUUUCUAUUCUCGAGUCUGAGCCAAAUGGACGAAUGUUCACGUGUACCAUAUUACAAUCCUCUGUCAACAACAACAACACCAGGACACAACCAGUGACACCAGUCCCAGCUGUACGAACCUCCAGGUCUACUACUACGAUAUCAUCCAAUGCAGGUCUACUACACACAGACCUGUAAUUCAGUGCAAAUAUUAAUUUAAGUACCUUAUUGCUCUAAAAUGGCAUUUCCACUUCAUUUGGUGAGUUGUUUUAAACUCACUUGAUAACCAAAAAUGGCCCUAGGCUUUGAGAAAUGUUCUCACAGUUAUAAAGGUGCAGCAGCAUUCCAGUUUGUUAACUUUUCUGUUUUGUAUUAGAGUUAAGAUUUAGAUUUAGCUGAUAGCAAUAGAAAGUGAUGCCUGAGUAGUACUGUGGCCUUCCUAGUGCCAAAAAUGAUGAUUCUUUAAUGUGUCUGUAAGUGAAAUUAACCACAGCUUGAAACUGGCAAAGCAAUAUGACACAAACUUUAACUAGUGCAUUGGGCAAAGACAUUUGUCAUAGUUGCUGUUAUAUACAGCAUAUAUAACAUUUCAUUAACUCGGCUAGUUGUGUUUUCAUUUAACUACAGUGCCUAUACAUGAGGAAAGUAUCCAUAAUGAAAAAUAUAAUUACUGAUAAUGUCUUCAUGGAAUAUUUACCACCAAGCAUCAUGAAAGCUUCACAAAAUUAAGUUCUCUUUAUAUCUUACCAUGCUUCGAUUGCUGUUCCCAGUAGGAGCCAGAAGUACCAUGUGAAUAUGUAUACGUAUCUCUUUCAAAACAUGUACUACAAUGCCGUGUACACAAGAAAUAAGGACACUGACUGUAACCUACUCGAAAAGAAUCAAUUAGGCCAUUAAAUUAUGAGGCUCAUUCUUUACAAAACUUGCCCAAAGAAUUUGUUAUGCUGCCCUAAUGCUUAUUAGCAUAUUGGCAUUUGUAUCAGUGAAUUUGCAAAUAUACAGUCUGCUUAAUUUAAAAUAUACUGAGAAUUUACAGUUAACAGGGUGCUUAUGAAGACUGGAACAGUUAUUUGUGAAUAGCUUCAAAAGGUCUUAAAUACAUGUACCGUGGUAUCAUCAUCGUCUGAGGAAUGCUACGAAUGCUUUACUUUAUUAAAUCUUUUAACACUUAUUAAAGAAUGACUAGAGGAUUCUAGGCCAUACAAAAACUUUUUUUAAGGCAUAUUUGUAUUCUUUCAGUGCCAUACCAAAAUUGUCAUAAAUUUACUCACUGCCAGUCCAUGAACCAAAAGGCCAUACGUAUCUACAAAAAUCUGUUUUGAAGAUAGGAGUGUGUGAUUCUCUUUGUUUUCAUCUUACAAUUUUCUCUAUAGAAUGCCCCAUAUUCCUGCAUUUGGCUGCACUUGCUCUUCAGAGACAAAUGCAUCAAAAAGUUUUCCAAAAAUGCAUGGCACCAAUGCAAGUCCAAUAAAAAUACAAAUAUCAUUUUCUUUCAAGCUCAAAAUCAGUUUCCAGAAUAACAAGUAAUGGCCUACAAUGAUUAAAUUUCCUCAAACUACAAUUCUUUAUGAAAAACAUGAGCUAUUAUUGUCACAAAAAUAUCUUUACACCUUAUAACUAACAAUCAGUAUCUCUUACUUAAAAGCUCAGUACUAACCUGCUUUUGUAUCAAAUGAUGUACUGGACUGAGCAUUAGCAGCACUAUUACAAUAAUUUAUUUCCUUUUUUUAAAAACACAAUGUAACUGGCAUACAACUAAUGAACUUCACUGUGUUUUUUGUACAUAAGCUUACAAUGUUCAUUUUUUACGUGUAUGUUAGCCGUUGCUGAUGAAGACUGUACUUGGUGUUAAAAUUGUAUAGUCACACAUAAGGAAAAAAAAAAAAAAAAGACUUAUAUAGUUAAAUGCAGAAACUUCUUGCUAGUUCAGUAGACUUACUUUCAUAAUGCGUGUUGAUUUUUAAGCAUUAUGUGGAAACUAAACCAAAUUUAAAAAGUCAGGUAUUCAGUUAGUGCCCAACUCUUUUUUUCACCAAGAUAAUUUUUUACACAUUAAGUAAAAGAGUACCCUUACCAUUUUCACAUAAAAAUAGGUACACUAUAUACACUGCCAAAAUAAAAAUUCAACAGAAAUUUGAAACACUCAUAGAAAUCCAAAAGCUGAAACCUGAAGCAUUCCUGAAGUUUAUUCCUGCCAAAACAUAAAAUAACUGGCAAUCAUUAUUAAUAUUCAUUCCACUACAAAUAACCUUACUCUAAUUACGGACAGAAUUUGUUGUAAAGUCUUGGGUAUAUUUGUAUUACUAAAUAUUUUUGUAAUAAGAUUUUCACGUUCUUAGCAAUUUAAUGAAGUUUGCAGAAUCAAAGGCAACAAGAAAGAAGCAACUCAAAAAACUGAAAUUAUUUAAAAUGUCUUAACUUUUUUUCAUAGAUUAACAUUGGUCACAAUGCUACAACCCUCACAGUCAUUAAAUGUUGUCAAUGAAUGGACAAAUGGUAACAAUUGAUUGUCUUAAUUGCAAUGGUUACUGAAACUGCCAGUUGUGUCAAAAUGUCUAAUACAGUUGUAAUCACUUGUAUAUUAUUAUGUUAAUUAUAUGCAAAAUGAAGAGCAAUUUAAGUGUUUGUAACACACUGCUCAUUUGGUUAAGUGCUUAGCAUUUUCAAUCAGCAUUUCCUUGCCACAUAUCAGUAGCAAUAGGUUAGUAAGUAAUUCCUGGUUUUAAAAAGCACUUCUAUAUUAUAAGUCCUAUAAAUAAUAAGAGGAAAAGCAUCCAAUUUCAUCUUGCAAAAGCGACUAAACUUUGAAGACGAAAACAAAACAAUUUUUCCAAAGUGUUAAGAGGAGUCUUUUCAAUUACCUAUUUCCUGAUGAACACUGAUGCUCGUUUGAGGUUCAAACAGUACUUUAAACUGUAUCACUUGAAAAGAAUUCAUUAUUAUUCAUGACCGUUAAACGAAGAUGAUAAUAUUGAUUUCGAUUCAUCAGUGAGCUAAAACCUUACUUGGUGGCAACUUUCAACUGCCCACUUUAAAAGUGGAAAUUUUCAUUGUAACUUAAGUUUAAGAUUAAAUAUUAACUCUAAGUCUUAACAAGCAUUGCAUUUGAAAAUAAACCACACAUGACAUAAUACUUUUGUAAAUAUGUAUUCUUCUACAAAUUUUGUAAAUAAAUAUUCCUAAGAUAUA
This is a messenger RNA of Macrobrachium nipponense, 6353 nucleotides long. RefSeq names its product neuroligin-1-like (gene Gli). The record is from RefSeq and is a predicted model, not a curated record. Gene Ontology annotation, cellular component: septate junction; plasma membrane; tricellular tight junction. The transcript has 13 exons. Bases 96 to 3362 code for a protein of 1088 amino acids. Lineage: Eukaryota; Metazoa; Arthropoda; Malacostraca; Decapoda; Palaemonidae.